GUCAUUGUUUAAAUAAAUAAAUAAAUAAAGAUAGUAGCUGCCUUUUAAUCAACGGUUAAAUUGACUUAAAUGCCUAAUAAUCUCCUUACCUUUAUAUCCUAUCUGCCUGUACGAUGCUUCUAUCGUCGUUUAUUAGAGGUAAUUAAAGGCUUAGCCAUCUCAUCCCUGUGGCGCUUUUAACAUCCCGGCUCAUUUGUUUUGCCUUAUUACUUCGUACUAUGACCCUCUCUGUAAGCAUGAUAAAAUCGAGUUGAUAAACAACUUCGGACGCGCGAUGCAUCUACAGGCGAGUUCGGGUGAAGAGGAUGGGUCGCAAGGCGAGAUCACCAAGUUGAAAGUAGCAAACCCCUUACAUUACUUUCCAACCAACAUUUUCGACGCGGCCGGUUCGCUUCAACAUCUCGACCUCUCGGGGACAGGGCUAUCCAGCUUACCAGAAGACUUUGGUCGCCUAAAGAAUCUCAAGAUAGCAUUCUUCUCCGACUGCAACUUCACCGUCUUUCCUAAACAGCUAGCAUCAUGUCCCGAGCUCGAGAUGGUUGCUUUUCGUGGCAACCAGAUGACCAAUGUACCGGAGGAUUCUUUGCCUCCGAAACUUCGCUGGUUGAUCCUGACCAACAAUCGGAUAAGCUCCCUACCUAAAAGCAUCGGGCGGUGUGGACGCCUUCAAAAAUGCAUGCUGGCGGGAAACCAGCUGCGUUGCCUGCCGGACGAGAUGGUCGCAUGUAGGAAGCUCGGCCUAUUACGACUCUCUGCCAAUCGCAUCCAAGAGCUUCCAAAUUGGCUCUUUGACCUACCUGAGCUGGCUUUCCUCUCAUUUGCUGGCAAUCCGUGUUGCUCGUUAAUCGCGACAUCAAAGGAUGUCUGUGACACCACUCCUUUCAGCUCUCUUCCCGAGGUCAGCUGGACAGAUCUUCAUGUUCACAACCUUCUGGGCGAGGGUGCUUCGGGAAUUAUCUCAAAGGGAUUAUGGAACGGGACCGAUCAGGCUCGAGAAGUAGCCAUCAAGUUAUUCAAGGGAGAUGUUACAAGCGAUGGAACGCCUGCCGAUGAGAUGCUGGCGUACAUCACAGCGGGAUCCCACGCCAAUCUCAUAGAUCCUCUGGGGAAGAUUACUGAUCACCCCAAUAAGGAAGGGCUCGUCAUGCAACUUGUCACAACGCGAUACGGAACCCUAGGGCUCCCGCCGUCCUUGCAGAGUUGCACGAGGGACUGUUUCUCGCAGGAGAUCAGUUUAACCACACGGCAGGGCUUGCGAAUCCUUCAGGGCAUCGCUGCCGCAGCGGAACACCUGCACGACCGAGGCGUCGCACACGGUGACAUAUACGCGCAUAACGUGCUCUACGACGAAGGGGGACAUGCGCUCUUAGGCGACUUCGGCGCAGCAUCUAUCUACGGCAAUUUAAACCACAAGAAAAUCGAGCAAGUCGAAGCGCUCGCCUUCGCCCACCUGAUCGAAGACGUCUGGCGAAUCAUCAGGCCCAACUUCGACGAACAAGAGUUGCGAGUCGGUGUGCUGCUCGCGGCUCUGCAUCGUGAGUGUUCGGAUCCAACCGGAGUCAAGCGGCCAAAUUUUAGUGAGAUCACUCGGCAGUUAAGUGCCAUAAAUCAACAGCUGGCGGCUACUACAGUAUGAGGUUGUAAUCACAAAUGUUACGGCGGGCGAAGUGACGGACGUGUUCGGUUGGGUCUUGACGAUCCGAAGGCCGCAAAUCAGGCUCUGAAGAUCGAAGAUUUGCUCAACUCAAGCUGACGAAUGAUGAGAAAGUUGGCCACGGGAUGAGAAUUUCCAUCUGUUAAUCCAUUUUUUUUAUUCCUUCCUUUGUGCCGCUACACGAUGUUGUGCAUACGGCAGGGGUAGGUAGGUAGGUGAUGUUAGGACCAGGAAUAUAAUUCUUCUAGAAGAAGAAAAAAUGCGGUUAGGGGCAAAAAGGAAACCCAACGAGCGACGGCCCAAUGAGAGUCAGAGGAAAUAGGAGAGGUCGGAUAGAUGUUGCUAGAAUCAGUCAUACAUAGACAAACGUAGACAAACGAUAGACUUGAAAGGAAGUUAAAGAUCCGAUAGGUAUGAAAAGUCAUGUCCCUAAUACAACCCCCUAAGAGCCACCUGAUAUCGGAUCAGUAAAGCCAUCAGUAAAGCCGACGCCUCUCGGAAUCGGAGACAGUCUACUAAAGUCCCAACGUCGGUUAUAGGUUGAAAAUUGGAUUCUCAAAGGUUUAUGGUAGUAGAUGACGGAUGGUUGCUACGUGUUGUCUACUAUGGAUAGACGGUGUAAUAAACGUAACAUGGGGAGUUGUCCAACCGCUUCUCACAUGCUCAGUUGCAGGCAUGCGUAAAUUGAACUUACU
Daldinia loculata is the source of this 2349-nucleotide messenger RNA. Its product is annotated as outer arm dynein light chain 1. Gene Ontology annotation, molecular function: ATP binding; protein binding; protein kinase activity. The record is from RefSeq and is a predicted model, not a curated record. Bases 275 to 1636 code for a protein of 453 amino acids. The transcript has a single exon. Gene Ontology annotation, biological process: protein phosphorylation. NCBI's taxonomy places the organism in Eukaryota, Fungi, Ascomycota, Sordariomycetes, Xylariales, Hypoxylaceae.